Molecule: messenger RNA, 840 nt
Organism: Chenopodium quinoa (quinoa)
Lineage: Eukaryota; Viridiplantae; Streptophyta; Magnoliopsida; Caryophyllales; Amaranthaceae
Product: 60S ribosomal protein L32-1
Exons: 4
Coding region: 162-563 (133 amino acids)
Biological process (GO): translation
Cellular component (GO): ribosome; cytosolic large ribosomal subunit
Molecular function (GO): structural constituent of ribosome
Source: RefSeq, a predicted model, not a curated record
GUUCUAGGUUUAUAGUUCAGGCUCCAUACAUUAGCCCACUGCUAAAAAAAUUAGGGUUUUAGUCUUAUAAUCACUUCGCACCUCCUUCUUCGUCGUCUUCACUUGUCACUCUGCGGCGGUCCACUUUUCUCUCUCCUCUGCUUCCAUCACAGAUAUAAGCAAUGGCGGUUCCCAAACUUGAUAAGAAGAUAGUGAAGAAGAGGGUCAAGCAGUUCAAGAGACCCCAAUCCGACCGAAAAAUCUGUGUGAAGACCAACUGGCGUAGGCCAAAAGGUAUUGAUUCGCGAGUGAGAAGAAAGUUCAAGGGAGUGACUCUUAUGCCAAAUAUUGGAUAUGGGUCUGACAAGAAGACACGUCACUUCCUCCCCAAUGGCUUCAAGAAGUUUGUUGUGCAUAACGUCGGUGACCUUGAACUUCUAAUGAUGCACAACAGGACUUACUGCGCUGAGAUUGCUCACAAUAUCUCAACCAAAAAGAGAAAAGAUAUUGUCGAGCGUGCUGCACAGCUUGAUGUUGUUGUCACCAACAAGCUUGCAAGGUUGAGAAGCCAGGAAGAUGAGUGAUCAUGGAACCCAAAAGUUUUGUUUAUAAUAGAUUUAAGAGGUCUGAGCUUUCAAUAUUAGGCAAGAACAUUACAAAUCGUUUUAUGAUUGUCUUUUCUUGUUUUAAUUUCGCUGUAGUUCUUCAUGUUUCUGACUCGUUUUUUGGAAACUGGAGAUUUAUUUUGUUGUAUUGAGAGCCCAAUGUGUUUAUCAGGGAUAAGAUUUGGGAAAGUUUUAACAAUUGGACUAAAUCAAGUUUAGGAAUACCAAAUAUUAUUCUAGGGGAUUUUAAAGUCAA